GGUUCCGACUCUGGCAGUCCCAUCCCUUUUGCUGGAGUGGUGCCUAAGAACCUGCCAGCACCUGAGGGACUUCCAGCUCACUUCCAAGCUCAAAGCUCUGAUGUGGCUGAUGUGAGCCUGGGAGGAGAUGACUCCAUCAGCCGCCCCACCACCAUGCAAAUCCUGCCCUUGCAGUGUUGGCGCGAAAAGUGUCAAAGUGCUACGAGCCGUGGGCGGCGGCGGCGGAGCGCCACUGAGGGCGAGGCGAAACUCAUGACACGCUCAGAGACCUUCGGCGACUUCUGGAACUUCACCCUAAACCCCACGGGCCACUUCAGGAACUUCUGGGACUUUUUGGCCAUCCUCUGCUUAGUCUUCGACGCGAUUGCUUUGCCUGUGCAGUUUGUGAACCACCAAUUCUAUGCGACGUAUUCCUACUCAUCCAUCAUCUCGAGGCUUCAGGUCUUCUAUUGGGCCUUCGAUUUGAUCCUCUCCUUCUUCACAGGACACA
Durusdinium trenchii is the source of this 490-nucleotide messenger RNA. The record is from the annotation of a GenBank genome assembly. NCBI's taxonomy places the organism in Eukaryota, Dinophyceae, Suessiales, Symbiodiniaceae.